AUGGCACAGGAUACUCAAGUGUCAUAUGACGUAGGCAGACAGAAGGAGUUGAUUGAUCGUUACGAAAAGGCCAGGAAAAACUGUGAAGAUUGUGCUGCAUCAUAUUCGAAGAAGAGUAGUGAUGUGUUGUUGUUAGCAGUGUCGAAGUUGAAACCUGCGAGUGAUAUAAAGAUUCUUUAUGACCAUGGAGUAAGGCAUUUUGGUGAAAACUAUGUCCAAGAGUUGAUUGAGAAGUCACAGAUUUUGCCAAGUGAUAUACAGUGGCACUUUAUCGGUGGAUUACAAACUAAUAAAUGUAAGGAUUUGGCAAAAGUGCCUAAUUUGAGCUUUGUAGAGACGAUAGAUUCUUUGAAGAAAGCCAAAAAGCUCAAUGAAGCCCGUCUCAAGUUCAAUCCCGAUGCAAAGCCUGUGGCCUGUAACAUCCAAAUCAAUACUUCAAGUGAAGAACAGAAGUCAGGUUUGCAAAACGAAGAGGAAAUAUUCGAAGUCGUACGCUAUUUCCUGAAUCAGGACACAAAGCACAUUACGUUGAACGGGUUGAUGACGAUCGGCUCCUGGGAUACGUCUCAUUCUAAUGACCCUAAUGAGGAGAACGCAGAUUUUAAGACAUUGGUUUCUUGGAAAAACAAAAUCGAUGCCCAGUUUGAUACAGAGUUAAAGCUUUCCAUGGGGAUGAGUUCUGACUUUCAACAGGCCAUCCACCAGGGGACCUCGGAAGUUAGAAUCGGUACUGACAUCUUCGGUGCCAGACCCGCUAGAAGUGAGGCCAAAAUAGUUUAG
Molecule: messenger RNA, 780 nt
Organism: Torulaspora delbrueckii
Lineage: Eukaryota; Fungi; Ascomycota; Saccharomycetes; Saccharomycetales; Saccharomycetaceae
Product: pyridoxal phosphate homeostasis protein
Exons: 1
Coding region: 1-780 (259 amino acids)
Cellular component (GO): intracellular anatomical structure
Molecular function (GO): pyridoxal phosphate binding
Source: RefSeq, a predicted model, not a curated record